GUGGUUGCGGCUCCUUUAAGAGUACCUGGGUGGAGCUGGAGAGGAAGUGAAGUGUCAUCGGCACACUAGUCAAAACAGUAAGAAGUGGAGCAGCGGCGCUUUGAUAAUAUUCUCUUACAGUAAUGAAACUAAACUCAAGCACAGAAGCACAGAACUGAGAUAACCCCAAAGAAAAAAGUCCAACGGCGUCAAGUCACAUGAUCUUGGUGGCCAAUUCACAUCACCAUUUUUAAUAUUGUGCCAGCUGUUGGGAAUCGUGGAGUCAUAGUGAAGAAUGUGGUAUCUUGGUGAAGAAUGUUCCGCAAGGUCAAAAAGCGCCAUAGCAGCAGCAGCUCUCAAAGCAGUGAGAUUAGCACCAAGAGCAAGUCUGUAGAUUCCAGUCUGGGAGGCCUGUCCAGAUCCAGCACGGUUGCCAGCCUUGAUACAGACUCCACCAAGAGCUCAGGGAACAGUGCGUCUGAGGCAUGCUCUGAGUUUAGGGUGAAAUAUGUGGGAGCUAUCGAGAAGCUGGACUUUGAGAUGAGCAAGACUCUGCAGGAGCCAUUAGACCUGGUCAGCUAUAUUGAUGCAGCGCAGCAAAAUGGAAAGCUGCCGUUUGUGCCUGGAGAAGAAGAGGUGAUCCUGGGAGUCUCCAAAUAUGGAGUCAGAGUGGCAUCCGUGGACCAGUGUGUUGUGUUACAUCGUCACCCGCUCUACCUGAUUGUGCGCAUGCUGUGCUACGAUGACGGCCUCGGAGCCGGAAAGAACCUCCUGGCACUCAGCACCACUGAUGCAAAGCAGCAGGAGUUCAACAUCUGGGUGUACCAGUGCAGCAAUGCAGAGCAAGCCCAGGCGAUCUGCAAAGUUCUCUCCGCUUCCUUCGACUGUGCUCUGACCUCCGAGAAAUCUUGAGAAUCUUCGGUCUUCUUCCAAAGGCUAGGUUUCUUUCAGAGCUAAAGCUAAAUGUCAACAAAAUGUCAAGCCCUGGUUGUUGUUUACAAUAUCAAUAUCAGUAGAAGUUGCCCUGUUCAACCUGAUUUAAUGCAAAAGUGGCUUCUCUUCUCAUAGCCAUUAUGUGUAGGAAUACAUUUAGUGAAUCUGCUUUAAUGUCAGUGAAUCAGGGGAAUUUCUGAACAAAAUAGUGUUUACAUAAGUUGUUAAUCUUUACCAGCAUCAUCACCAUCUUCAUCAUCCAAAGGUCUGGCAAGGCUUGACAAGUUGGGCCAUUUCUAUUUUUGUACCCUAAUUUAAUCUUAUUUAAUGUAAAUAUGCAUACAGCACUGUGCACGGUUCUGCCAUGGCCCGGUAUCUGCAGUUUCUGAGCAUCUCGUGGGAUUAAUACUAUCAACGGUACAGUAAUUACAGUGAGUACGAAAGAGCACAAGGACUGCUCAGUGAUCAUGCUGGAAAAUCCAGCUCUCUGUAGCCUGUGGAUGGAAUGCUGGGGUGGUCUGUUUUUCAGUGUUUGUAACAGACAACGUUUUUCUGGUCCUCCAUAAUUUUCGGAUCCAGAUUUGAAUGGGUCUGUUAAUACGGUACAAUAAAAGUUACAUUUUGAGUUCAAA
Messenger RNA from Trichomycterus rosablanca, 1544 nucleotides. It is a transcript of the gene itgb1bp1, whose product is annotated as integrin beta 1 binding protein 1. Gene Ontology annotation, biological process: negative regulation of substrate adhesion-dependent cell spreading; negative regulation of focal adhesion assembly. The record is from RefSeq and is a predicted model, not a curated record. Gene Ontology annotation, molecular function: integrin binding. The transcript has 8 exons. Gene Ontology annotation, cellular component: cell periphery; ruffle; lamellipodium. Lineage: Eukaryota; Metazoa; Chordata; Actinopteri; Siluriformes; Trichomycteridae. Bases 295 to 891 code for a protein of 198 amino acids.